AAAGCAAGAUAAAGUGGGUCUAUUCUCUGUCUACAGAGCAGCUGUCCAGAGACAACGUUGCCGUGUAAAUCAGGAGGGAAAUGGUAACAGUGAGUGGGGUGCUGGUAUUUUUUGUGGUGUCUCUGCUGAUUAUACAGUUCCUGAAACUGCAAUGGAUGCGAAGACGACUUCCCCCUGGACCAACUCCAUACCCCUUCUUUGGAAACCUGUUCCAGAUGAACUUCAGAAUUCAUCACGAGAACCUUAAAAAAAUGGCCAAAAUUUAUGGUAAUAUCUUCACCCUAUGGGUUCCACAAGGUCCUGUAGUUGUCCUACAAGGGUUUCAGGCAGUGAAGGAAGGUCUGACUGUUCAUGCUGAAGAUGUUGCUGGAAGGCCCACAGGAGGCUUCUUUCACUUUCUGUCACAUGGAAAUGGUGUUAUGUUCUCUAAUGGCCAUCUCUGGAAGCAGCAGAGGCGUUUUGGACUUGCAACAAUGAGGAAAAUGGGAGUAGGGAAGAAAACCCAGGAGUAUCAGCUACAAGAGGAGGCCUGUCAUUUGGUGGAAUAUUUACAGAAAACCAAUGGAAAACCUCUGGACCCCACUAUGCCUGUUGUUCAUGCUGUCGCAAAUGUGAUUUGUUCUGUGAUUUUCGGACAUUGCUUCUCCAGAGAUGAUGAAAAUUUCCACCGCUUGAUUGAAUCCAUCGAUGCCAUAACAGCAUUUGGGAACAGCAUCACUUUUUUUGUAUAUGAACUGUUUCCCUGGCUUACAAGUCAUUUCCUAGCAGCAUAUAAAGAGGUUAAGUCCAAAACAGAUUUUGUGAAAGCUCUAUUAGCAAAGGAAGUUGAAAGCCACAAAGAAAAAAGAAAAGCAGACGAAAAUCGAGAUUUCAUCGAUUACUAUUUGGCUGAGAUAGAUAAAACUAAAGGAGAUGCUGAAUCUACUUACGAUGAAGAAAAUUUGAUCCAGACUAUUUUUGACCUCUUUAUAGCAGGUACAGAAACUACAGCCACCACUUUACGUUGGGCAUUGCUCUUUAUGGCGAUUUAUCCUGACAUUCAAGAGAAAGUUCAGAAGGAGCUGGAUGCUGUUCUUGGUUGUUCCCAUGUAUUUUGCUAUGAGGACAGAAAGAAGUUGCCCUAUACAAACGCUGUAGUUCACGAGAUCCAGCGAUACAGUAAUAUAAUCUUAAUUGCACUUCCCAGACUGAGUCUGAAGGACACGGAGCUGCUGGGAUAUCAUGUUCCAAAGAACACCGUAAUUCUUGCAAAUAUAGACUCUGUUCUGUCUGAUCCUGGAAAAUGGGAGACACCUGAUCAGUUCAACCCAGGCCACUUUCUGGAUAAAGAUGGAAACUUUGUAAACAGAGAAGCAUUCUUACCAUUCGCAAUAGGGCAGCGUGUGUGCAUGGGGGAACUGUUGGCAAGGAUGGAGCUCUUUAUUGUCUUUUCCACGCUGCUACAGGCAUUCACGUUCACCCUUCCAGAAGGAGUGAAGGAAGUCAACACCAAGUUUGUUUUUGGGAGCACGAUGAAGCCACCUCCCUACCAGAUCUGUGCUAUUCCUCGGUAGGAAAUGGUAGAUGCAGGGAAGAGUUAUUCUGUAAGAUUACUUCUGUAUGUGAAUUCCUUUUUCCACAUCUUCAGAUUUUUCUUUCCUCUUCAUUUAGUUAAUCGCUACCCUGAAAAAUGUUUUUCAGAUAGUUGCAU
Pipra filicauda (Wire-tailed manakin) is the source of this 1690-nucleotide messenger RNA. Its product is annotated as cytochrome P450 2J6-like. Bases 81 to 1553 code for a protein of 490 amino acids. The record is from RefSeq and is a predicted model, not a curated record. Gene Ontology annotation, cellular component: intracellular membrane-bounded organelle; cytoplasm. Gene Ontology annotation, molecular function: heme binding; oxidoreductase activity, acting on paired donors, with incorporation or reduction of molecular oxygen, reduced flavin or flavoprotein as one donor, and incorporation of one atom of oxygen; iron ion binding. The transcript has 9 exons. Gene Ontology annotation, biological process: arachidonate metabolic process; xenobiotic metabolic process. Lineage: Eukaryota; Metazoa; Chordata; Aves; Passeriformes; Pipridae.